AUGACCCAACCCGUCGUCCGUCCGCAGUUUACUCCACUGCCAUGUGACACAAACACUAGUGCUGAAUACGCUCCCCUCCGGACAUCAUGCAGCGGCAGGACUGAGAUAUGGACACCCAUCAUACGCUGCCCUGCUCCAUUCACAACCGAGUUUUUUGAAAACGCAGUGGACCAACUCGUACACCACCCAGAGUACAACUCGACACUUAUAUUACGAUCCGAGACGCUGAGCGAUGUGCGUUUCUCGGAGGAUGACGGUCCAGCCCGUGAACAGGAAGAUGCUGAGACGAUGCUGCUCAAGGCUCUUACGCACUGCGAUCUCGAGGGAUAUAGACCUGUGCGUGCGAUACGCCGACGGCUGUUACCGCGCAGGCCGGGAAGAGAUGCGAGUCUUGAACAAACGUGUGUAUUUUAUACCGCAACGGUCACAAGCACGGAAGUAGGAAAAGUACAUGCUCUGGAGGGGGAACAUACUACUACACCGAUGUACGAAGACGAGCAAGACAGCGCAACAUCGCUGCUGAUACUGACUCCGCUCUUGAAAGACGGCGAAUCAUUGCCUUAUUACCAUCCUGCAGUAAGGCGUCUUGCAGUGAGGUACGUCCAGAAUAUCCAGGAACCUUGUAGUGAGUCGGAAACGACGACCCUAGCUUCUGGUAUGCUCCUCAUCGAAGCCGUCCUCCCCCCAUCGGGGCCCACCCCACCUCAUCCACCCGACUCUAAUUCCCGCCUCUACCGAACCUGCCUCGCCCUUCUUGACACUGUCCACCGAUAUGGGUGGGGCGCACUCACGCAUUAUCGCAAACGUGUCCACCAUGACACGCUCGUCCCACGCGAGACAUACCAAGAUCUAUACCUCGUCCUGCGAGAGCGGUACAAGCAUCUCGUCAGUCAAUGGAAGGAGGCGACGGAUCCAGCAAAGCAUGUGUUCGAGGAUGUAGGCAUUGCAACUUUUUUGAUGUUGUUCUGGAAGGCGACGUAUGGGACUCGUCGCGAUGGCAGUGUCGAACCUGAUGCUGAUCAUGGAGGCGGGGCGGAUACAAAUAUGAUGCCAUGCAGAAACUGGCCUCGUCCUGCGGGUGGGUUUCUGGACCUAGGAUGCGGAAAUGGACUCUUAGUUCAUAUCCUUGUUUCUGAGGGGUACGUUGGUCAUGGUAUCGAUGUGCGAGCACGCCAGUCCUGGUCUCACUAUCCCGAAGCGACGAGAAAAGCUCUGCACGUCUACUCCCUUGAUCCUACGGGUUACAUCCACCACCCUCGAACAGAAUCCGCAGGAUCAAGUGGCAAUCUAAAAUCCUCCGACGAUACCAAGAACGACACCGGAACAGACUUCUUCAAGCCAGGCGUCUUCCUCAUCGGAAACCACGCCGACGAGCUGACGCCAUGGGUGCCUGUAUUGGCGACGCUCUGCGAUGCCGUAGGAUACCUUUCCAUCCCCUGCUGUGCAUGGGGAUUCGAUGAGCGGUUUGCGAGGUCUUCGACAGCGACAUCUUCGCUGCUUUCGUUCUACUGCAGAUCAUCUCUAUAUGAUCCAUCUACUAUCAACCUCGAGGGAGACAUGGACGACGAAUCUGCGUUCAUAGAAACCCUCAAUCUUGGUGCAGAGGGCACUCGUAAAAGUCAGUACUCGGUGUAUAGAAUAUGGUUGGCAAGAUUGAGUCGGUGGAUGGGGUGGAAAGUUGAAUGCGAGGUGUUGAGGAUUCCGAGUACGAGAAAUUGGGGGGUCGUUGGUCGGGAACGGUUGCACGUUGGAGGAGAUGAGGAUGGGGAGCUGUUCAAGGAACGAGCGAGGGAGAUUGUGAGGGAAGUUGUGAGACGGGGCGUGUUUAAGACGAGGAAGCCAGAGGGCAAAGCGGGAGAUCACUAAACCAUAGUGGACUUCGACUACUAGGCGUGUAUAAACUGUCUAAAUCCUUUCCUCUAGGCUGCGUAUACA
Pisolithus orientalis is the source of this 1935-nucleotide messenger RNA. RefSeq lists its product as uncharacterized. Gene Ontology annotation, molecular function: tRNA (uridine) methyltransferase activity. The record is from RefSeq and is a predicted model, not a curated record. Bases 1 to 1866 code for a protein of 621 amino acids. The transcript has 5 exons. NCBI's taxonomy places the organism in Eukaryota, Fungi, Basidiomycota, Agaricomycetes, Boletales, Pisolithaceae. Gene Ontology annotation, biological process: tRNA methylation.